Messenger RNA from Colletotrichum destructivum, 216 nucleotides. RefSeq lists its product as uncharacterized. Bases 1 to 216 code for a protein of 71 amino acids. Lineage: Eukaryota; Fungi; Ascomycota; Sordariomycetes; Glomerellales; Glomerellaceae. The transcript has 2 exons. The record is from RefSeq and is a predicted model, not a curated record.
AUGGGCAAGACCAAGGAUAGCCUGAAGGCAACCGUCGUCGCCGCCGGUGUCUUCAUUUUGGCGAGGAAGAUGCUUGACUCGCCCGAUCGUAACAAACGCCGUCAGCCUGACUUAGAGGUCCCGAUUGCCCGAAGGGCCCAUGACACCCAAGAACGCAGGCCCGAGCGCCGCACUCGUCGCUACAGCCGGUCAUACACCGAAAGUACCUCUGAUUAG